This is a messenger RNA of Alosa alosa (allis shad), 2702 nucleotides long. RefSeq names its product intestinal mucin-like protein. Gene Ontology annotation, cellular component: membrane. The transcript has 17 exons. Bases 156 to 2702 code for a protein of 848 amino acids. The record is from RefSeq and is a predicted model, not a curated record. NCBI's taxonomy places the organism in Eukaryota, Metazoa, Chordata, Actinopteri, Clupeiformes, Clupeidae.
UCCUGCGCCAGGGGGAUCAUCAUGAAGUUCCAAAACCACACUGUAGCCCUCAGCAUCCAGAACAAUGAGUACAGAUCGGUAGCAACCACGCUGGACCAGGGCCUGUGUUUCCCCCCUACGAGCAGCACGGAAUCCGCUUUGAGACCACCACACACAUGGUGACUGUCUACAUUGACGAAGUCGACACCAAAGUCUCAUUGGAUAUCUACAACAACAUCAUCAUCACCCUGGGGAAGGACUUCCUGAAACACUCAAUUGGACAGUGCGGUGAGUGUGGAGGCAGCCCUUGUGUGCGCCCUGGUGGUCAGAUAGAGGAUGACACGUGCUGUCCACAGACCGCCUAUGACUGGAUCUCCCCCGACCCCAGCAAGCCCCAGUGUGCUUCUGCACCACGAAACCAGUCCUGUUCUCCACCAACACCAUCUAUACCACCACCCACACCGUGCCCCACUCCUGUCUGUGACCUCCUCACACAGCCUGUGUUCCAGGAGUGCAAGUGGAAGGUGGACCUGAGCUGGGUGGAGCAGAGCUGCAGGUUUGACGGGUGCCACGGCAUGCCCUGCCCAUCACUGGCACUGGCUGCAUAUAUGUGCAAGCAAGAGGGCGUCUGUGUCAAAUGGCGCCACCUCACCAACGGCACCUGCAACGUGCCCUGUCCAGAUGGGAUGGAGUACAAGGAGUGUCGUUACAAACUGGAUGACCACUGCAGUGGAAGAACACUGUCGAGUAAUGGGACAGAGGGGAUCUUGAUUCAGUACAUCACUGACAAUGUCCAUUUGAUUUCAGGUCCAACAACCCCCACUAUAACCACCUACCCCACAACACCAUCAACCACCUACACCACUACACCUCCAACCACCACUGCACCUCCAACCACCUACACCACAACACCUCCAACCACCACGUGUAAGUGCAGGGACCCGCAGAGAGGACUGAUCUUGCCAUGUGGGACGACCUGGACGGAGGACUGUUUUGAUAAAACGUGUGAUAACGGGAGAAUCAUCUCGACACCGGUUACAUGUCCAUACAGUCCAGUUCUAAACUGCCCUCGUGGUCGGAUGUCCAGGAUUCGGGAGGGAUGCUGCGACACUUACAAGUGUGACUGUGUGUGCACUGUCUCUGGAGACCCCCACUAUACGACCUUCCAGAACACCUACUACGACUUCCAGGGUGACUGUACCUACACAUUGGUACAGGAGCUGUUGCCACGGCAACAGCUCAGCAUUGUGGUGGACAACUUCCUUUGCAACAGACCAUCGACUGUGACCUGUGCUAAAGGGAUCGUUAUCAAAUUCCGAAACCACACCAUCUCCCUCGCCCAGAAGACAAUUUUAAGCAAACCACAUGUCAUCCUGAACAAGAAGCUUGUGAGCCCCCCCCAUUGGGAAGACGGACUCCGCUUUGAGACCAGUGGGAACAAGGUCUCUGUCUACAUGGAAAAGAUCCGCUCCCACGUUUCCAUGGCGCCCUCUGCCAGGGUGACCAUCGCCCUGGCGAUGGAGCACUUCCACAACAAUGUGGAGGGACAGUGUGGUGAGUGUGGAGGCAGCUCUUGUGUGCGGCCUGGUGGUGUGAGAGAGGAUAACAACUGCUGUCCACAGACUGCAUUCGACUGGAUCCACCCCGACCCCGUCAAGAAUGGAUUCUGCGACGAAGCACCACGAAAUAAGUCAUGUGUCCCCACUCCAACAUCAUCACCGACUCUUUGCUCACCAAUCUUCAAAGGCUCUCUUGUCUGCGAGAUUAUUGGUGAUAGCGAGAUGAAUCCUGAAUUGCAUGACAGAGCAGAAAUGUGUUUAACUGUCAACAUCAUGCCUGUCUCUCCCCUCAGUGUGUUCGACACGUGCAGAGAGCAGGGAGUGGACCUUGAGUCCCUGAAGAAGAACUGCAGGUUUGAUUUGUGUGUAAUGGAUGUUCCGGAGCUGGCCUGUUCCAUGGUGGCGCAGGCUGCAGAGGAGUGUUUGAAAGUGGGCGUCUGUGUGGCAUGGCACCACCUGACCAACGGCAUCUGCAACGAAUCUUGCCCUGAUGGAAAGGUGUACCAGGAAUGUCGUCAAACACCGGAAGACUACUGUUCUGGAAGUCUCCGUGUACCUGGCCCUGUUCUGGACGGGGAGAUGAUGUCUGCCUGCUUCUGUCCAGAGCAUCAGUUAAAAGCUGGAAAGUAUAGUGACGUGUGUGUGGACAUCUGCACUGGUUUGCGUCUAGUGAACGGAGACGGGCGCUGCUCAGGCAGAGUGGAGGUGCUCCGUGAGGGAGAGUGGGGCACCGUGUGUGAUGAUGACUGGGACAUUAAGGAUGCUGAGGUCGUGUGCAAACAGCUGGGCUGUGGACCUCCUGAGGAGGUGGUCACCAACCCAAGGUACAACACCAGCGAGCCUCGUUUCGGACAGGGGUCUGGGCCAAUCUGGAUGGACGACGUAAGAUGCACUGGGACAGAGCUGACUCUGACGAGCUGCCCCUUCGGUGCGUUGUGGAGUCAUGAGGAUGCUGGAGUUAUCUGCACAGGUAACCACACCUGUGGACUGAAACUCACCUGGGUGAACCUGACGAUCGGCUCCUGCUUCGCCUCCGUGCAGCUGCCCACCUGUGAGGGACAGUGUGACUCAAGGUGGCUGGUCAAGGACGGAGUCCUCCAGCUGGUCAGGUCUCAGUGUCAGGUGGCCACCUGGAAGGAACGUCUGCUCAACCUGACGUGGUAA